Molecule: messenger RNA, 1290 nt
Organism: Eufriesea mexicana
Lineage: Eukaryota; Metazoa; Arthropoda; Insecta; Hymenoptera; Apidae
Gene: Efr
Product: ER GDP-fucose transporter
Exons: 5
Coding region: 263-1270 (335 amino acids)
Biological process (GO): UDP-N-acetylglucosamine transmembrane transport
Cellular component (GO): endoplasmic reticulum membrane; Golgi membrane
Molecular function (GO): UDP-N-acetylglucosamine transmembrane transporter activity; UDP-xylose transmembrane transporter activity
Source: RefSeq, a predicted model, not a curated record
UACUACAAACGAUAAAAUAAAGUCCUUCACGUGUAUGCGCUACAAUUUUUACGUGCCUAUGUAUAGACACUGUAUAUAGAAGAAAUUAUGUGACGUUUAAAUGAUACAACAACUUAUUAUGUAUCGUAACUUUCUGAUAAUUCACUCAGUCGUCAACUAACCACGUUCCGUAUAAUUUUAAAAUAUAGCAGUUGGACGGAAAGACGUGAUACCGCCUGAUAGUUUUAGGUUAAACCUUGUGAUAUUUAUUAAACAAUAAAAUAUGCGCGCAACUAUUGCGAUAUUGUUCACCUUCCUUGGUUGUUGUAGCAACGUUUUUUUUCUGGAACUUCUUGUUAAAGAUGAUCCAGGUAGUGGAAAUCUUAUUACAUUUUCACAGUUUCUUUUUAUAUCGAUAGAAGGAUUUUUAUUUACUUCAAAAUGUGGGAGCGUAAAGCCCAAUGUAGGAAUAAAAGAUUAUUUUGUAUUAGUAACAAUGUUUUUUGUUGCAAAUGUUUGUAACAAUUAUGCAUUUAAUUUUAAUAUACCCAUGCCAUUACAUAUGAUAUUUAGAGCUGGUUCUCUGAUAGCUAAUAUGAUCAUGGGUAUCAUUAUUUUGAAAAAAAAAUAUACUUUUAGUAAAUAUUUGUCAGUAUUUAUGAUAACACUCGGAAUUGUUAUUUGCACUGUUGUUAGUGGCAAAGAAAUUAAAUCUUUACAACCUAAAAAUGUUGAACAAGUGCCUACUACACCAUGGGAUGAUCUCUUUUGGUGGAUAUUAGGAAUAUCGUUAUUAACUAUUGCAUUAUUUGUAUCUGCAAGAAUGGGUAUUUAUCAAGAAGUAUUGAAUUCUAAGUAUGGAAAAAAUGCCAGAGAAGCAUUAUAUUACACGCAUUUAUUACCUUUACCAUUUUUUUUAACAUUGGCUCCUAAUAUCUGGGAUCACUUUAUGUAUUGUCUAGCAUCAGAACCAAUAAAAAUAUCAAUUAUUAAUUUACAAAUACCAAAAUUAAUUGUAUAUCUUAUAGGAAAUAUUCUCACACAAUAUAUGUGCAUUAGUUCUGUUUUUGUAUUGAUAACUGAAUGUACAUCUCUCACAGUAACUUUAGUAAUAACGCUGCGAAAAUUUUUGUCUCUAAUUUUUUCUAUAAUAUAUUUUAAAAAUCCAUUUACAUUAUAUCAUUGGAUUGGUACAAUUCUAGUUUUCACAGGAACAGUAAUAUUUACAGAAAUAUUAUCAAAACUUAGAGAAAGUUUACAAUCUAGAGAGAAGAGUAAGAAAAUCCAAUAAAAAACAAAAGUGUUAAUAAU